AAUCAUUUCUUUCAUUUCUUUAUUCACUGGUUUGGUUUCAGUUUCUGGUUUCUGUUUUCUGGCGAGUUGCAUAACAUUUCAGGAAGGAUUUUCCAUUUUCCUGGUUCCCUUGCAUAAUAAUUUGGAGUAAAAAUGAAUUCUUCAAAGGCGUUGGGUCGAGUUAUGUUGAGACAGAUCGUUGGCAAAAGAAAUGCACAUGAUGCUCACGCACCAGUUCAGAGUACAUACAAUGAUCUUCCUCAACCCCAGGGCAGUUGGAAAACUCAGUAUGAUGCCAAUCAACGUAAAUAUAUGGCACACUUAGCCAUCGGCAUUGGCGCUUUUGUAGGAACCCUUAUAUUUGGAAAAGCCGCCGGUUUAUUGGAAACCUAUAGUGAUAUUCCACAGCGUCCAGCAGUCAUUGAUUCAUACCAAUAAGUGGCGUUCUUCUAUGUAACUAGUAAAUAUAUUUAGUGAUUUAGAAUAUUUUGUAUUAUAAUUUAAGUCCCUUAUAAGCUUUACUGUUAAUUUUUGAUGGUAACAACAAAAACACUUUUAAGACAUAAAAUCCAAUUUGAGCUGUAGUACAUAAAUAUAACUCAAUAAAUGGGAAUUCUAGACCCGA
Messenger RNA from Anoplophora glabripennis (Asian longhorned beetle), 604 nucleotides. RefSeq lists its product as uncharacterized. The coding region runs from base 133 to 417 and encodes 94 amino acids. The transcript has 2 exons. The record is from RefSeq and is a predicted model, not a curated record. Lineage: Eukaryota; Metazoa; Arthropoda; Insecta; Coleoptera; Cerambycidae.